This is a messenger RNA of Hemisphaericaspora subhashii, 549 nucleotides long. RefSeq lists its product as uncharacterized. The record is from RefSeq and is a predicted model, not a curated record. NCBI's taxonomy places the organism in Eukaryota, Fungi, Ascomycota, Pichiomycetes, Serinales, Debaryomycetaceae. The annotation marks the transcript as partial. The transcript has a single exon.
AUGAAAGUUUCUCUCAUACCGUGGUUUUUCAUUCUUUCCACGCUUUUUUCCUUCGGACUUUCAGCAUCAUGUUCCAAUUCUGAUCUAGUAUCACAGAAUGUCUUUUUCGGAUAUUGGAAAGGAACGAAAACAACAGCUAACCAAAAAGCCGCCAUUACUGCAAUUAAUUAUUUCAAGACACAAUUGAAGAAUAAUCCAAGCCGCGAAUCAUUCAGUUAUUCAAGUGGUAAUAUUGUCGGAUAUAUGUGGGUUGGCAGUAUGAUCCAAAAUAGUGGGUUUGCUAAUAGUGAUGCUAUGAAGGUGAUAUACGAUGAAGUUAAUGAUAAUGGUAUUCCCAAUGCUGUUUAUAUCGAAUAUGUUGUUGCUGGUGAUCCAACAAAAGGAUUUGGUGUUGUUUUAGAUACUGGUGGAUCCAAAAAUUAUGGAAAUAUGCAAAGGGCAGUUAGAUUAUGGUCUCAAGGUAAACCAUUCAAUACAUAUCAAGGUAGUAAGACUUAUAAGGGUAAAUCAUUAUGUUAUCUCGCAUGGGGAAACAGAAAAACCAUCACU